AGCCAAAGGCCAUGUCAAGCGAAACCAGCAUUUCACUUUUAUUAUUAAAUCAAAGCAAUAUGGAAGUACUGUGCCUUAUUUAUUUUAUUAGUUUGGUUAUUUUAAGUAUCAACACUUAUGACUAUAAUGACACAGAUUCACAUUUUGAUAAGUGCAAAGAAUUUGAAAAAUCCUUGGGAGAUCCAAAUAUUUUCUACGAUGAAGAGAACAGACUUAUAUUAAAGGUCCAAAUUUAUAAAGGGACUUCCAAUAGAGUGUUAGACAGCGGUGUGAAUGCAGUUGCUGUUCGACUAAAAUACGACAAAAACGAUCAAGAAAGCUUGAAUAAGGAACUGGUGAAAUAUCUAAGCAAUAUCCUAAAUAUUCAAGAAAAGUUCUUUAACGUUUCAGAGAGAGAUAAUGAUAUGAAGAAAUUUGUGAAGAUAAGUAAGAGAGCGGUAAAGCCUUACGACAUAAUUGAUAGACUUGUGGCAGCGUUAGAACAGACAGCAAGGGAGGAACCUGAAGCUCUUACAGUAACAGAUGCAACAGCUUCUAAAUUAGAAGAAUCUGAAAAAUCUUCAAUAAUAGAAGAGGAUUGUGUAAAGAUUUUUGAUUGGACUAAUAGAACACUUCUUGAUUCAGAUGAUAUAAGUACAAAGGAGUGACUUUAUAAGUUCUAAUAUUUAGUAAAUCAUUCGGUUAACAGGUUAAGAAUGGUACAGUCCAAUAGACAUUGAUCAUCAUUUCAUACAGCAGGUGUGGCCUGUAGUAGAGGUCUAAUGUUCUACUAUUGUUCAGUUUGUAAUGAAUGGUCCUUGAGUGGCCCACACUCUUGAUUGUCGUCACAGAUCAUUGCAGCUAUGUCUCUGUUGAGACAACUUAUUGACUGAGCGUUAGCAAAGCCUAUCACUCAUGGAACUGAACAAAAAUUCAUUUCUAUUUGUCUGUCUGUCUGUUCGCAUGAUAUCUCGAAAACUAACUGACCUAUAGUGA
Messenger RNA from Homalodisca vitripennis (glassy-winged sharpshooter), 975 nucleotides. RefSeq lists its product as uncharacterized. Bases 12 to 647 code for a protein of 211 amino acids. The transcript has 4 exons. NCBI's taxonomy places the organism in Eukaryota, Metazoa, Arthropoda, Insecta, Hemiptera, Cicadellidae. The record is from RefSeq and is a predicted model, not a curated record.